AUGGAAGGGCUAUUGGCCGAACAAAAGGUGACGCUCAAAUCAAUCACUCGCUCAUUGGAGAAUUUUAAAAAAAUCGGAAAAGACAAUCUCACGUACGGAAUCGUGCGAUCCCGCCUGCAAAAAUUGAAGGAUGAUUAUGCUCGAUACGAGCAUACACAUGCCAAGGUACUCGCUCUCGCAACCGAGGACUUCGUCGCCACCCACAAAUAUUUCACCGAGGACCGAUUCUCCGCUUGUGAAGCAGCAUAUUAUACCGCCUCUGAUUACAUGGCCGAAUGGGAAGCGCAGCUGGAACCCCAAGCGACAUCCACUCCCGAGCCGUCAUCCAUCGUAAGCCAUCGUCAAAACGCCUUCACAUCCCGGUCAGCGUUUCAACUUCCGCGUAUAAGCUUGCCGAGAUUUUCCGGCGAAUUUAGCGAUUGGGAAUCGUUUCGCGAUCAAUUCAAAGCGUUGAUAAUCGAGAACAGUGAUCUCGUAGAUGUAAAUCGCCUGCAAUAUUUACAUUCCUGCGUGAAGGGCGACGCGUUUGAUAUCGUGCGAAAUCUCGCGUUAGUCGAUUCGAAUUUCAAGGUCGCCUGGGACUUAUUAAUAGCACGCUACGAUAACAAAAGACGCUUGGUGCACGAGCAUAUUCACGAGUUGACAUCACUCACGCCGAUUAAUUCCGAAUCCGCGUCCGCGCUUUCCGCGUUAAGAGAUAAAGCGAACGUGGCAAUUAAAGCGUUAAAACAUCUCGGGCGGGCGGUGGACCAAUGGGACGAUAUUCUCGUAUAUUUGAUCGUGCAAAAAUUCGAUAAGGCCACUCGAAAAGCGUGGGAAUUGCAGCUCGGAGAUACAACCGAAUAUCCCACGUUUGAUAGUCUCGAACAUUUUUUAACCUCGCGUAUCCGCGCUUUUGAGAAUAUUCUGCCGUUCAAUAAGGGCAAGACUUCGAAUCAGCUGUCGGUGCAAAGCCAUGUAACAAAUACAAGUGCAAUGAAAUGUCCCGUUUGUCAGAAACCGCAUCUAUUAUUUGCGUGUCCGGAAUUUCGAAAUAAACCCGCAAGCGAACGUCGAGAAAUAGCUCAAAGGGUUCGGUGCUGUUACAAUUGUCUGAGUACCAAGCAUAAUCGGAAAAAUUGCCAAAGCAAACAUACGUGUCAACAGUGUCAACAGAAGCAUCAUACUCUUCUCCACGAAGUCGACACGAGUAAAGUUAAUGAAGCACGCUCUCCGACUGCGAGCACCUCGACGGCGGAUGAACCCGUCUCGAUUAAUACGCACGUUGUUUCACGCGUUAACUUUUCAAAAACUGGCAUUCUACUAGCGACAGCUUGGGUCGCGGUUCAUAGCGCUACCGGUACCCGGGACGUCGUACGCGCAUUAUUGGAUCAGGGCUCGGUCACAACUCUCAUUUCAGAACGAUUAGCUCAACGUUUGCGACUUAAGCGAUCUCGUGUUUCAGUCUCGAUAACAGGCAUCGGAUGCGCGGCGUCCGUUGCCAAACAAGCAGCACGGAUUGACAUCUCCCCCCGCGACAUGUCAGGUCCUGUGUUGUCCGUGACUGCGUUGAUAUUAAAGACAUUAACAAAUUACAUUCCACAGCGCGUAGAAUCUCUCGCCGAGUUGGAAUAUCUGCGCUCUCUCAAUCUAGCCGACAGCGAUCCAACAAGCUCGGAACCCAUCGAUAUCAUUAUUGGAGCUGACCUUUACGGAUCAGUUCUGAGAUCAGGCAUUCGAUCGCGAUCUUCACAAGAACCCGUAGCGCAAAACUCCAUUUUCGGGUGGAUUCUCUCCGGACCUAUGUUCACGGAACUAGAGUCCGCCUCCCAUCAGUUAUCGACGCAUCACUGCACAGUGUAUGCGGACCUCGAUAUGCAGUUGAAGCGCUUUUGGGAGAUUGAAGAACUCCCUCGUUCGCGUCACAUAUCUCCGGAGGAAAAGCGGUGCGAAGAACAUUUCGCGUCGACUCAUUCUCGCACUCCGACCGGGAGAUACAUAGUCAGGCUCCCAUUCAAAACGCCUCCUCCAUUGAGCCUCGGCGAUUCAAGGUCGGCGGCUCUAGCCUUGUAUACUCGAGCCGAAGCUCGUUUGAAAGCGCGGCCUGAACAAGCAACCGAAUACCACGCGUUUUUACAAGAGUAUAAUCAAUUAGGACACAUGAUGAAAGUGUCAUCGCCGCGCCACAAUUCUAAUCAAAUAAUUUACAUUCCUCAUCAUGCAGUCAUACGUGAACACAGUGCCACGACCCAUCUGCGUGUCGUGUUCAAUGCCUCCUCGCCUACGUCAAAUGGUUUGUCGCUUAACGAUCAUCUCAUGAUCGGUCCGAAGUUACAAACCGAUUUGCCAUCGAUCCUCACGCGCUGGCGACAGUUUCGCUAUGUCUAUACUGCAGAUAUUGCAAAAAUGUAUAGGCAAAUUUUAGUUGAUCAACGCGACACCGACUAUCAACGGAUUCUGUGGCGAUCCGAUGUCGACGCUCCGAUAGAAGACUAUCAAUUGCAAACCGUGACUUACGGUACAGCAAGCGCACCUUACUUGGCCAUCCGAGUUUUAAACCAACUCGCUCUCGAUGACGGCCAUGACUUUCCCGCCGCAGUACCAGUCCUUCAACAGCAUACUUAUGUUGAUGAUUGUGUUUUCGGCGCAGACGAUAUCCCGCUCGCUCGUAAGACAAAGGAUCAGCUUGUAUCCUUACUCAAUAGAGCAGGCUUUCAACUUCGCAAGUGGGCAAGCAACAAUCAGUCGUUGCUUGCUGAUAUCGAUCCUCAUGAUCAUGGUCUGGCGCAAGCCAAGACCCUGCAAACGGACGAUUCUCUAAAGGUCUUGGGUCUCAAAUGGAACCCCUACGUUGACGCGUUUCAGUUUGAAAUAUCGCUGUCGACCGAGGUUCCUGGAACAAAACGCGCCGUUUUAGCGACCAUCGCUACCAUAUUUGAUCCACUUGGGUGGUUAACACCCGUCGUAAUAACAGCGAAGAUCUUUAUGCAAAAACUGUGGACGGCGCGAUGUGAGUGGGACGCCGUGCUUCCCCAUGAAUUGUUCGCUGCUUGGCGUAGCUACUACGCGCACCUAUCGACUCUGCGCGAGAUUUUAAUUCCGCGAUGGAACGGGUAUGGGUCCGACACGGUUUCAGCGGAAAUUCAUGGAUUCGCCGACGCGUCUACUGCCGCGUAUGGAGCCGUCGUUUAUUUAAAACUGACCAAACGUAACGGAUCAGUCAAAAUCACGUUGAUGAGCGCGAAAUCUAAAGUCGCCCCGCUUAAACCCCUCACGGUUCCGCGGUUGGAAUUAUCCGCGACGGUGUUAUUAGCUCGCCUCAUUGCAUUCGUGCGAACUCUGAUCCCUAUCCCUUCAAUGAUUUGUCACUGUUGGACAGAUUCCACGGUCGUACUAGCAUGGCUCAAGCAAUCUCCCGCUCGAUGGAAAAUUUUCGUGGCCAAUAGGGUCCACGAGGUUCAAAGUCAAGUUCCAGACGCGAUAUGGCACCACGUUCCAUCACCGCAAAACCCUGCCGAUCUCGCUUCACGAGGUGUCCAGCCGGCCGACCUAAAGGAGCAUCUAUUAUGGUGGCAAGGCCCCGCGUGGCUUCAGUUACCCUCGACUCAAUGGCCGGAGGGAAGUGAAUCUGUCACAACAGAGUCGCUUACGGAGGCUCGCGCUUAUGUACAUAUCGCUCAAACCCCCAACGAAUGGGAAUUAAUGACGCGUUUUUUGUCAUGGACAAAAUUAUUGCGAGUGACCGCAUAUAUACGGCGAUUCACGCAACGUCUUCGAUAUCGCCGGUCACAGCCAUUGGCGAGCCCUAACGCUCCGGUGAACAUCACCAAACUAUCGCUGUCGCUAGCACCGGAUGAGAUUGAUUCCGCGCGAAAAUUUUGGUUGAAGUCCAUUCAACAACAACUGUUCUCGACAGAGCUGUUACGUUUAAAGGACGGUAAGUCCGUGCAAAAGGGCAGCAAACUAGCCUCCUUAAAUCCGUUCCUCGACAACGACGAUUUAAUUCGAGUCGGAGGCCGACUCCGUCAUUCCGAACUCGCCGAAAAAACGAAACACCCAAUUGUACUCGCAUCGCAUUCAUUAGUCUCGUCUCUUAUACGUCACAUUCAUCUACAAGCUCUGCACGCCGGAUCGCGCUUGACGUUGUCAAUUCUUCGCGAAGACUUCUGGUUAAUCCGCGCUCGGCAAACCAUACGGUCAGUUCUUUACCAUUGCAUCGCCUGCACUCGUGAAAACGCAAAAAUCAUUCCCGAGUUGAUGGGCGAUCUUCCGGAUUAUCGAGUUCGCCCUGUUGCUCGCGGGUUUUCUCACUGCGGAAUCGAUUAUGCCGGACCAAUUAAAGUGCGAACGACACCGGGACGGGGACACAAGUCGCAAAAGGCAUAUAUCGCCAUAUUUAUCUGCAUGACUGUUAAAGCGACUCAUCUGGAACUAGUAGGUGAUUUGUCAACGCCGUCUUUCUUGGCUGCUUUCGAUCGGUUCUGUGCUCGUCGAGGUGUUCCAACCGCGAUGUAUUCGGACAACGCAACUAAUUUUCAGGGAGCUCAACGCGAACUAGCUACUGCCUGGCAUACGGCUACUCACGAUUCGAAUAUUUUAAACAACCUCGCGGAGAAAGGCAUCAGUUGGAGAUUCAUUCCUCCGUCCUCUCCACAUUUCGGUGGAUUAUGGGAGGCCUGCGUUCGGAGCGUUAAGUUUCAUCUAAAGCGCGUCAUCGGUGCUCACACGCUCACAAUCGAAGAGAUGAGCACCUUAUUAUGUAAAGUCGAAGCGUGUCUAAAUUCGCGGCCUCUCGGGCAGAUGUCGGAUAAUUACGAUGAUUAUCACGCUCUUACUCCGAGCCACUUUCUCAUUGGAUCCUCGAUGCUAACGAUACCAGAAACGUCUCUACUCAACGAAAAGGAAACGCGUCUUACCCGAUGGCAGCUCAUUCGUCAAAUGCGCGAUAGUUUAUGGAAGCAAUGGUCACAGGACUAUCUGCACACGUUGCAACAACGGCCUAAGUGGCGUGAAAGGCAGAGUUUAGCCCGGGUAGGGCGCUUAGUACUAUUGCGAAAUCCGCUAGCGCCUCCCUGCGCUUGGGAACUUGGGAGGAUCGUGGAAUGCCAUCCGGGAGACGACGGCUUAGUCCGGGUCGUUACUGUCAAGACAGCCCGCUCCAAGUACAAGCGAGCCGUCACAAAAUUAUGUUUUCUACCGAUUGACGUGAAUCUAACCCAUGACACUGCGGAUGACAUUCCACGAGCCAUCUCUGCUGAUACGUCUAAAAAUUAA
This is a messenger RNA of Nylanderia fulva, 5253 nucleotides long. RefSeq lists its product as uncharacterized. NCBI's taxonomy places the organism in Eukaryota, Metazoa, Arthropoda, Insecta, Hymenoptera, Formicidae. Gene Ontology annotation, biological process: DNA integration. The record is from RefSeq and is a predicted model, not a curated record. Gene Ontology annotation, molecular function: nucleic acid binding.